This is a messenger RNA of Aegilops tauschii subsp. strangulata, 1553 nucleotides long. RefSeq names its product NAC domain-containing protein 48. Lineage: Eukaryota; Viridiplantae; Streptophyta; Magnoliopsida; Poales; Poaceae. The record is from RefSeq and is a predicted model, not a curated record. Gene Ontology annotation, biological process: regulation of DNA-templated transcription. Gene Ontology annotation, molecular function: DNA binding.
GGCCUCCUCUCCUCCCUCCCACCUAGAGCAGCACAAGAGAAGAAAGAAUUAGCAGUAGAAUUCAGAGCAGCAGUAGCAGCGAGUGAGCGAUAGAAUCACAGUGAGGCUCGUUGGAUCGAGGAGAUUCGCGUGAGGAGGCCGAUUAGCCGACCGAUCGACCGGAGAUGAGCGGCGGGCAGGAGCUGAAUCUGCCGCCGGGCUUCCGGUUCCACCCGACGGACGAGGAGCUGGUGACACACUACCUCUGCCGCCGCUGCGCCGGCGCGCCCAUCGCCGUCCCCAUCAUCACCGAGAUCGACCUCUACAAGUUCGACCCCUGGCAGCUCCCGAAGAUGGCGCUGUACGGCGAGAAGGAGUGGUACUUCUUCUCCCCGCGGGACCGCAAGUACCCCAACGGGUCCAGGCCCAACCGGGCCGCCGGGUCCGGCUACUGGAAGGCCACCGGGGCCGACAAGCCCGUGGGCACCCCCAAGCCGCUGGCCAUCAAGAAGGCGCUCGUCUUCUACGCUGGCAAGGCCCCCAAGGGCGAGAAGACCAACUGGAUCAUGCACGAGUACCGCCUCGCCGACGUCGACCGCUCCGCCCGCAAGAAGAACAGCCUCAGGUUGGAUGAUUGGGUGCUGUGCCGCAUCUACAACAAGAAGGGCGGCAUGGAGAAGCCGGCGUCCGUGGACCGGAAGCCGGCGGCCAUGGGCGGCUACGGGGGUGGCCCUGGGGCCAUGGUGAGCUCCCCGCAGGAGCAGAAGCCCGUCAUGGGGAUGAACGCCAACGGCGGCGGCGGCGGCGUGCAGCCGUUCCCGGACUUCGCGGCGUACUACGACCGGCCGUCCGACUCGAUGCCGCGGCUGCACGCCGACUCGAGCUGCUCGGAGCAGGUGCUGUCGCCGGAGUUCCCGGCCGGGGAGGUGCAGAGCCAGCCCAAGAUCAGCGAGUGGGAGCGCUCGUUCGCCUCCGGCGGCGACCCCGUGAACCCGGCGGCCGGCUCCAUGCUCGAGCCCAACGGCGGCUUCGGCGGCGACCCGCUCCUCCAGGACAUCCUCAUGUACUGGGGCAAGCCGUUCUAGGCAGCAAAGAAACCGAUCGGUCGAUUGAAGCGAGUACCUCCUAUCCUUGGCGUUUGGGCGAUGAAACGGGCGAGCCGCCAUUGUUGACCUGAUGAAGGGGAGAUAAUUUAAGAAGAUAUUAGACGGGAGAUAAGACAAAAUCAGGUGCUUGAUGACGACGAAGAUUGGAAGGUGGCGGCGAUGACACCGUGGGUCCCCGGGCUCUCACCAGCAUGACAUGACGUGCGCCAAAGAUGCUUCAAAGCGUUCGCCGCAUUGCAUCAUAUCGGGCGGGCGGUCGUGCGCUAGCAAGCAUGCAUGCAUGCAUGUGUGUGUGUAUAUGGAUGGGUGUACAUACAUGGAGAACAUGAUUGGUUCGGUGCAGGGGUUGCUGUCUCUUGAUUGGUUAGUUGCAAGGGUUUAUUGAUAAGUUGAUACCUAUAGUCCGAUGGUAGUGUAAGCCAUUCAUCAAAUGAAACUGAAUAAUAUUUUAUUGUUCUUGCCCCUCCA